This is a messenger RNA of Arabis nemorensis, 1341 nucleotides long. The record is from the annotation of a GenBank genome assembly. Lineage: Eukaryota; Viridiplantae; Streptophyta; Magnoliopsida; Brassicales; Brassicaceae.
AUGGCGGAAAGUGAGAGUGUAGAUAAAGAGAUAAGAUCGGUGGUUUCGAGCUGCGAAGCGUAUUUCGAGAAAGUACAAUUGAGGAAGAAUCUUCCUAAAUCUCUUCAAGAAACCCUAAACUCUGCCUUCGCCGGAAUCCCCGUCUCCUCCUUCCCUCAAGUUCCCGGCGGUAAAGUGAUUGAGAUUCCAGCGGAAACAUCUGUGUCAGAGGCAGUAAAGAUAUUAUCAGACAGCAAGAUUCUUUCAGCUCCUGUGAUAAACACUGAUCACGAGAGUUCUUUAGAUUGGAGAGACAGAUAUUUAGGAAUCAUCGACUAUUCCUCGAUUAUUCUAUGGGUGCUUGAGAGUGCAGAGCUUGCUGCAAUCGCGUUAUCUGCAACGUCAGCAACUGCGGCUGGUGUUGGUGCAGGAGCGGUUGGAGCUCUUGGUGUUGCUGCGCUCGGUGUCACUGGUCCAGUUGCUGUGGCAGGGCUAGCGGCGGCUGCGGUUGGAGCCGCGGUUGCUGGUGGUGUUGCAGCUGACCGUGGGAUUGGGAAAGAUGCUCCAACUGCUGCUGAUAAUUUGGGGAAAGAUUUCUAUCAAGUCAUUCUUCAAGAAGAGCCUUUCAAAUCAACCACUGUUAGAACGAUACUUAAGUCUUUUAGAUGGGCUCCUUUUCUUCCUGUGUCUACAGAGAGUUCAAUGCUGAGUGUUUUGUUGCUACUCUCGAAGUACAGGCUAAGAAAUGUGCCGGUUAUUAAAACGGGAGAACCGGAUAUCAAGAACUACAUUACUCAAUCUGCAGUUGUUCAUGGUCUCGAAGGCUGCAAAGGCAGAGAUUGGUUUGAUCACAUUUCCGCUCUCCCGAUUUCUGAUCUCGGUCUCCCUUUCAUGUCGCCCAAUGAGGUGAUUAGCAUCGACAGCGACGAACUUAUUCUUGAAGCAUUCAAGCGGAUGAGAGACAACAGCAUUGGUGGUCUUCCCGUUGUCGAAGGGCCGAAUAAGAAGAUUGUUGGAAACAUAAGCAUGAGAGACAUCAGAUAUUUGCUUCUACAACCUGAAGUCUUCUCCAAUUUCAGGCAACUCACGGUGAGGACUUUUGCGACAAAGAUUGCAACUAAGGGAGAGGAAUACGGUUUAGCGGUUCCUGCAUUAACUUGUAGGCCUGAUUCGACUUUAGGGAGUGUUAUAAACAGUUUGGCUUCGAAGUCGGUGCAUCGGGUUUAUGUAGGGGCCGGAGAUGAGAAUGAGCUCUAUGGGGUUAUUACACUGAGGGAUGUGAUCUCUUGUUUCGUAUCAGAACCUCCCAACUACUUUGAGAACUGUCUCGGCUUCUCGGUUAAAGAAAUGCUUAACCGAUGA